This is a messenger RNA of Talpa occidentalis (Iberian mole), 4927 nucleotides long. RefSeq names its product DISC1 scaffold protein (gene DISC1). The record is from RefSeq and is a predicted model, not a curated record. Gene Ontology annotation, cellular component: centrosome; intermediate filament cytoskeleton; microtubule. The coding region runs from base 1 to 2448 and encodes 815 amino acids. The transcript is spliced from 12 exons. Gene Ontology annotation, biological process: neuron migration; cilium assembly. NCBI's taxonomy places the organism in Eukaryota, Metazoa, Chordata, Mammalia, Eulipotyphla, Talpidae.
AUGCCGGGUGGGGGUCCUCAGAGCGCCCCGGCGCGUGGCAGCGGGGCCCUCCGCUCAGGCAACCAGGAUUGUGCAGCACCUGCAGCAUCUUUUCGGAGGAGGAGGCUGGCACGGAGGCCGGGCUACAUGAGAAGCACAGCUGGGCCCCAGAUCGGGUUCCUUGCCCCAGCAGUGGGCACCCCAUUCUGGCCCCAGGGAGAGGUGUGCAGUGAGAAGUCUGAGUCAAGGACUGCACAGUGUGCGCUUGACUCUGGAAGCCAGUGGCAAGGUCCCUCUGCUGGGAGCCCUGUCCCCAAGGGCACAACAGCCUCUAUCCUGACCUCUCUGGGCCACCUACGCCUGGCCCUGAGCCCUGUAAGGGGAGCCACGGGGCUCUUUGGGAUUCAGCUUCGAGCUGCUGCCAAACUUCCCAACAGGAUAACCAGGUCAUGUGGCCCUGGGAACAUCAGCUGUCAGGGGGAGCUUCCAUCCAUGGACAGUGCUGAGCCCCCAGACCUUAGCUGGGAUGCAGCCUGCAGCGAAGGAGCAAGGGGCACCUGGACAAAGGGCUGUCUGGCCUCAGAGGAGGUGAGUAGUGAUAGCUGCAGCCUCGCAAGUGGCCUCAAAGCCCCCUCAGCCCCAGAAGGCUGUCAGGAUGCCUUCACCUCCAGCUUUAGCUUCAUCCGGCUCUCACUUGGCUCUGCUGGGGAACGUGGAGAAGCAGAAGGCUGCCCACCAUCCAGAGAAGCCAAAGCCCCUUGUCAGAGUCUAGAGGAGACAGAAGCCAUGGCUGCUGACUUGGAAAGGCCUCAUGCGGACCUUCGACUUCUCUCUCUGUCCUGCAGUCUCAAGACAGCUCAGGGCCCGGAACACUGUGUGCAGGCCGCAGGGGGCAGUCCCAGUCUGGCUUGUGAGAAACUUGCUUUAUUGGCCACCGACACUGCCUCCUCCUGCUUCCAGGGUAACAUCUUGGGGGAUGCCCUCCCCUCGGACCUACUUCUCAGGAAAUGUGAGUCUGUGCUACUGGACUGCCUGCUGAGCCACCGGAGGCAGCUGGAGGUAAAAUCCUUAAGGUUAAAUCUUCAGAAACUUCAAGAAAAAGCAAUUGAGGAUGAUGAUUUUGAUAAAGCUGAGAUGUUAAAACAAAAAUUAGAAGAAUUGGAGAAAGAGAAAAGUGACCUGCAAUUUCAGCUUCCUUCCAGGCAGCCGGCCCUUCGCAGCCUCCUGCACCAGCUGGGAGCACAGGCCCAGGCUGCCUUGCAUCGGGCUCUGCAGGUUGGCAGUGACAGCCCCCAAACCACACUCAGAACAGAGCUGAAGCCAUUGGUGCCCACUGCUCAGGACCACCUGCAUGUGGCCAUCACCAGACGAGACUGGCUUCUUCAAGAAAAGCAGCAGUUGCAGAGGGAAAUUGAAGCCCUGCAAGCAAGAAUGUCUGUGCUGGAAGCAAAAGAUCACCGGCUGAGAAAGGAGAUAGACGAGCUGGAGCAGCUCCUUCCAUGGCAGGGCUGUGACUUGACACCCCUGGUGGGCAGGCUGUCCCUGGGCGAGCUGCAGGAGGUCAGCAAGGACUUGCAGGACACCCUGGCAUUGGCCAAUCAGAUCCCCCUCCGUGCAGAACCACCUGAAACCAUAAAGAGCCUGCAGGACAGGAUAAAAUCCCUCAACUUGUCACUUAAAGAAAUCACUGCCAAGGUGUGCAUGAGUGAGGAACUCUGUAGCACUCUGAGGAAGAAAGUUAAUGACAUUGAAACCCAACUACCAGGCUUACUUGAAGCCAAAAUGCUCGCCAUAUCAGGAAACCAUUUCUGUAUGGCCAAGGAGCUCACGGAGGACAUUACAUCAUUAACAUCAGAGAGGGAAGGGCUGAAGGGACUCCUUAACAAGCUGCUGGUGCUGAGUUCCAGGAAUGUCAAAAAGUUGGGAAGCAUUAGAGAAGAUUACGACAGACUGAGAAGAGAACUGGACCAUGGGGAAACAGCCUAUGAAACAAGUGUGAAGGAGAAAACAAUGAAGUACAUGGCAGUGCUGGAGGAUAAGCUGCACAGCUGCAAGUGUCCACUGCUUGGAAAAGUAUGGGAAGCUGACUUGGAAGCUUGCCAGUUGUUUAUCCAGAGCCUGCAGCUCCAGGAGGGCAGGGAUAACCAGUCUGCAGAUGAUGAGAAGCAGGUGGAUGACUUAGGGGGAGCCAUCCCCCCUAGGCUGCACUGUGAACAUGAGAGGAAGACCCCUUUGGAGGCCCUCGAAGAGUGGAAGGCUCACCUGACCACCUCGCCUCACUGUGCCAUCACUGAACAGAAAGAGGAAUCUUACAUCUUUUCUGCAGAACUUGGAGAAAAAUGUGAAGCCAUAGGCAAGAAAUUAUUGUACUUAGAAGAUCAACUUCACACUGCAAUCCAUAGUCAUGAUGAGGAGCUCAUUCAUAUCCUUUCAUCUUGCAGAUUAAAAACCUGCCAGGAUAUUUUGUAGAAGAAAGUCUGAAAAACACACACAACUUUUCCAUGCCUCAGCAGAGGAAAACACAUAGAUACCGCUACUGCUGUUAUUUAUAGUACAGCAUACAUCAGAUCUCUCAUAUUAUCCAUACUCUAAAAAGAGUAAUAUUUUCAUUCUAGUUUUUGAUAAUUCAGCAUUUUUGUUUAUAAAAUCUGGCCACUAAAAAUCAGCUAUAAGAUUCAGACAUGUGUGCAACAAGGUUUAAGAAAAUACAGUUUUCAGGGGUGUGAACUGGGUUUGUGGGGGCUCAGAUGGUUGUGAGUUUGACUGGCUUAGUAUUCUAGGGACUUUCUUCAUACCAAGCAACCCAAACCCAUCUUUGGCUUUCUUUACCAUACAACACUGUCUUGUGUGGACUGCAGAGUAUCACAGCAAACAGGACUUUAGAUCAUUUCCUUUUCAAGUUCUUCUUCAAGACUUAAUACUCUUGGUGUCACUUCUGCGCAUACCUUCAUCCGAACUCACUUUAAAUGAGCAAGACAGUGUGAGGACACACUUUGUGUGCUUCCACACGCAGGCUUAUAGCGUUUGCUGAUUGGUGGACACAGUCAGUGUGUCACUGUGUGGUUCUUGUGGGGGCUGAUAGAUGGUGCACAAGGUUGAAAGAUGUUCAGCCACCCUGUAUCUUUUCAGUUAUUUAAUUCAGAUACUUCUCCAGAUAAAAACACUUCCCUGUUCAUUCAUCCUUUCUAGACUUUUAUCAGAUGAAUUUGUGGAAAGUGUCGCUAUUUUCAUCUUUGCUUUUCACUGCUGUCUUUUCAGAAUCUCACUUUUUACCCUAUUUUUUCUUGAGUGUGUGUGAGCAUGUGUGUGUGAGAUUGUAUAUAUAAUGUGUGUGAUUGUUUCUCAAGGAUGUGAGAGUAUGUAUUCAUAUAUGUAUAUGAGAUUGUGUGUGUGUGUGUGUUAUUAUAUGUAAGUCCAGUGUGUUUAAGCAGUCUUAAAAGGUCCAGGAUUAAUCUUAGUUGAAAAUAUUCAGAACCACAGUUCAAUGAUAGAUUUAACACUGUGUUUUCUUCCUCAUUAUGACCUUAAAUCUUUGACCUUGCUUAUUAAACUUAGCAGGAAAUUUCUUCAACUUAAUCAACGAUUAACUUCAGGUUGCUAAAGAUAGAUUUUUUAAACCAGAUAUUCUAUUCUUCAUAGUUUCCUGCUUCUUACAGAACUAGCAUUUAAGUUAUUGUUAUAAAUGUGACCAAAGAAACAGUAGAAGAAUUUUGUUUUGGUUUUUGUUUAUUCGUGUUCUUGGAGCACACAGAUCUGAGGUCUUAUCAGGGAGCAUGACCUUCAGCAAAUGGGCAAGUGACAAUCUGUACCUGGGUGCCUGUAAACAAUGCCAUGAACAGAGCCAAUAUACAAGGAGGAGUUCCUGGCCCCAUGCCCAGCAGGCGAGGUUGUUUCUCAGUGGGAUGUACCUCAGCUUGUGGUGGGGUCAGGUGGCCUCCUCUGAGCAAUGAGGCUUUGUGUUGGUCUCUUGUUUAAAAACUUUCUAGAUGGUUACUUUGAUUUUAGGUCAUUGGCUUUCCUUCUUAAUAAGGUUGGGCAGCAGAGGAAGAGGCUGAGAGGGGACAGAGCUGUAUUUAAACAAGGUUGUUUCAGUUUUCCCACAACCAGUCCAAGCCAGGUCAUCAAGCAGCAGCAUCCAGAUUAUGGACAACUGAUGAAGUCUCUUUAGGCAGCAGCUUCCUCAUCUGUAACAUCUGCUAGAACAUGUUCCUCUCUUGAGGCUCAAUUUAAAAAUAUGUUUCAUAUAGUUCUUAUAUGUGGUAAGGGCUUGGUGUUAGGUAGAAAACUAUAUUCUCCAAGUCCAUUUGCCUUCCUAGUGUCUAUGUCCCAAGUUCAAACCACAUCUCAUUUGUACGUAAGAGGUGGAGCUUGAUUCAACUAUUUUGGAAUAAAUACUUGAAGGUAUCAAUGAACAGCUAUACAAUGACUUCUAUUAAAAGUCAUUUAAUUCUAGGGCCUCCCUGGUGGUGCAAGGGGUUAAGACACAACCUAUGAAGCUAUUCGCAGCCACUGCAGCAUGAGUUCAAUCUCUGGCCAGGGAGCUACCCACAUGGCACAACAGACCUCUCCUGACUUGCCUGCUGCCCCCCUCAGCAGUGUAUUUCAGUCAUUCUGCCUGUUCUGUUCCCCACUCUAUCUCUGAUGAAUCCUCUCACCCCCUGCACCUUUGGCCUGUACCCCAUUGUUGUAUGCAUAAAUAAAUAGUUUUAAAAAGUCAUUUAAUUCUAAUAAAUCUGCUAUAGAUAGAAGUUAUGAUUCCUACUUCAUAGUUGAGAAAACUGAAACUUAGCAAUUAUGUGGCUGGUCUAAGAUUAUUUCUAACAAGUCACAGAACCGUCCAGCCACAAGCCCUGUGUCCUACUUGGCCCAUCGGGAGGCAGCUGUGCCUGUAAAGAAGUGGACAAGCCUGUUCUAGGGAGCAUACAGGUUGCUAUAAAAAUUUCAAACC